GAAUUAUGUGGCAAGAAUCGAAUGUUGGUCUGGAACAGAAGGCUUCACUGAAAAUUAAAACGGAUACCGUGUACGGGAUGGAGACCCAGGAGGAAAGAACAUGGUCCCUUACACAACUCGGUGAACUUCCUACUGAGACGCGCCUGACUUACGUCGAGAAUGUGGGACUUUUCCACGGAAUGGUUAACACGUCACCAGGACAUCCGAAGUUUGGCCAGGACUUUCAAUUGGCUCCCAGGAAUAGUGCAACACUUCAAGACGUUCAUACCACGUCGCAUCCAAUGGAGCAGGCAGCGAGCAGCAGUACCAACCCUUAUAUCUCUAAGCUUCGGAAUCUCUCAGAAUCCACCGAAUCAGGUUUGAGCAGCUUUUCCGAAUCGGGCUGCGAAGGAACUGCUUCCUCAGAGGGUACUUCCACGGUGACACCAGCAUCAGGGCCUUGGAGGCCUUGGGCACUUAAGGAAGAAGUCACUGAACAUUAUCCAAAAGAAAACAGUCCUUCACAUGCUGCAUCACCAGUGGUGGAGGACAAUCAGAACCAUGCCAAUAAAGUCAAUGAGCAGUCGGCCAAAGUGGUGGAAGAGAUACCACCAAAGGCGAUCGAAACGGACUCCGUAAGACGUGCCGCCAAGCGGAAGAAGGAGGAGGAGCAACUGAGGAAGGAGGUUGAAGAACUUAGGCGAAUGAUGCGAGAGAAGCAUAAGCUCAAGGAAGCCUUUGUAGAACUUCUCGAUUCCCUUCAUAAGAAGGGCAUACUCACCUACAUGUCACAAUGGGAGGAUCUUUAUCCGAUCAUAUCCGAGGAUCAUCGAUUUUCAGCCAAGUUCGGCCCUCACGAUUCAACACCCCUGGAUCUCUUCCACGAAUAUGUGGAGAUACUGAAGUCAGAUGUGGAACAGAAACUCAUUCGUAAGAUACUCAGGGAAGGAUCAUUUGUGGUUCAGCCAAACACGUCCUACAAGGACUUUGCUAGAAUUGUGUUUCAGGAUAGGCGCUCGGCCAGCUUGGAUGAGGACAAUGUGAUGGUCGCCUACGGUUCCCUGCAUAAGAAGGCAAAGGAGAAAAAUAGAAAGCGUAUCAAUGAAGUUAGACUUCUGCGGAAGCUGGAAUAUGAGGUUAAGGACAAGUGGCUAAGGGCCGAGGUCUCGGUAGACGAACCGUACAGGAAUGCCAAGAAACUGGUAGAGCACUUGGAGUCCUUUCACUUUUACGAUAGGAAAAUCGGCGUGAGAAAAAUCUGGAAGGACUUUAUCAAUGAAAGCGAAGAUGAAGUAAGCAAGAUGUUCAGCCAUCACCAUCGGCGAUCCCCUGAAUCGAAGAAGAAGAAGAGGUACUAAAAGUAUCGUAGCAUAAAAAGCGGU
Drosophila biarmipes is the source of this 1361-nucleotide messenger RNA. RefSeq names its product pre-mRNA-processing factor 40 homolog A-like. The transcript is spliced from 4 exons. Gene Ontology annotation, cellular component: U1 snRNP; U2-type prespliceosome. NCBI's taxonomy places the organism in Eukaryota, Metazoa, Arthropoda, Insecta, Diptera, Drosophilidae. The record is from RefSeq and is a predicted model, not a curated record. Gene Ontology annotation, molecular function: RNA binding. The coding region runs from base 6 to 1337 and encodes 443 amino acids. Gene Ontology annotation, biological process: mRNA cis splicing, via spliceosome.